UCACCAAAUGUGGUCAGGCUUACCUUUCUUCUCGCAAUAGUACAAAAUAUUACUUCCUCGAGAAAACUGAACCAAAAUAAAUCUUGCGCCUAAUUAGCAUUUACACUGUUUAAAUGGAUGAGGGUACAUUAAUCAUUUUUACGUUUUAUUAACCAGCCAAACAGUGAUUGAUACAAUUCACACAAGGAUGUUUAUUGUAUAUUGUGGUGAAUUUCAUAUGGCCCAUACAGAAGAUAAAGAACUGAACCGAGUUUAGUAAACUAUAUCCGUGUCAUUGCGUCAUAUCUGCCAUGAAGACAUCCAAUCAUCUUCUGCUAUCUUUGGUGUGGGUUUAUUCUGUGACAACAAAGGAACUCACUCUUCCGGCAUAUAACCUUAGAUCCGCCUCAAAUCACAAGAUCCUUUCCCUUCCGGGGGCCACCGGCGGAAAAGCCGUAUUGGUGGGACAUGAGGAACCACUGUCUCUCAAUGUAUGCAUCAGAAAAAAGUCCAUGGUGAGACUCGACAACCUAAGGUAUUCCAACAACAAUUUUUCUUUAUUCUUUAAUGUGACUUUCAACAGUGGAGAAUGGAUGGGGACGUUCUACGCUAAACCUGGUGAAGACUGGGCCAUUUUCAAAAACACUGGAAUAUUUCCUCGAAGAUACGCGCUAGAACCUGGAUGGCACGUGAUCAAGAUUUAUGUGAUAGAUUAUUUCAGCACUAAUGCGGAAGGAAUUGCUGUGGACAAGUUUGUAUUCAGUGUGGACGAUCCGUGGAUGGACAAUGAUAUUCUGUCAUGCAAAACCAUCUGCACUGAGAAGGAUAGUUUCCCCACAAAAGUUCCGUCUGUUGGUACCAGUGUGUUUCCUUCUAGAAUAGAGCAGCGAUCAUUUCCGACUUCGUGUGCAGAGGUGGACAACGUUGACAUACCCCUGUACAAUGCGCACGUCGACAGCUUUGCGAUUACUGCUUCGUUUCCUCAGUACAAAUCCUUCUCAAACAGGAGAAAUGAGAACACCACCAGCUGCCCACAUUUAAGCCCGGAACUAUGGCGAUUCGAUAACUUUAACCUGAGUUCAUCAUCGACAGAACUAGUUUACAAUAAGACAGCCAGGAUGUCAUUUUAUUCGUCUUCUACAAAUGAAAUGAUUGUCAUUCUUCGUUUUGUUUUGGAGGGACAAAAGAAAGGUAGUGUAGAUUCAAAAAUUGGGUCAUUGUUGACUUUGAAGUUGAAGAAUAUUACCACUGCUGUGAUUGUAAAAAUGCGCUAUAAAGAAAAGUGGGGGAAUCUGUCAUUACCGGAGAUAAAAGAAUUCACAUCAGAUGAUCUACAGUACACCUGGUCAAUUCCGGACUUCACGUGGACAGAGGAUAGUCUAAACUACAUCAUUCUAACAGUACAAUCGGAAAAUCUCAGGAUAUUCGUAGAUCAUUUGAGUUUGCAGAAAAGGGCUUUCAAGCCUGAGAAACACGUAACGAUAUACAGAAGUGACGAUGUACACAUAGUUGCCGUCUACGUGGAAAUGUGGUGGUUAGCUCCCGAUAGAAUGACCAUUCACCUCACCAAUGGCCAGACCUUUGAAGGUGUUGCUUAUCUACAGGUGUACAGACCUAUCCCUUGGAACGAUGGAUAUUCACAAGUAUUUGUACUGUACCAAGAUGGGAAUGCGCGUUUAAUUCCAGUGACCCCCGACGGACUAGAUUGGAUCCCAUUCGGUACGUCAGUUAUUCUUGGGCAAACGUACAGCGAUUCAAUACGACCAUACACCUCUAUUACACAACUUACAAUUGACCCAGAACGAUGGACGAUGCGUCUCCUUUACAAAGAUGGAGGUUCCCUUUUAUUGAAAAUUAAAAGUAGUUACAGCGAAACCCAGGCUUACGUGUCCGACAUUUUCUUUACAAGGGACACGUACACCCUGCCAUUUGCAACUGUUCGGUCAAUGUACGUUGCUGAAGGAAACACUGAUGUGGACAGUGUGAAAGUUGACAAUGACAAAACUUAUCACGUGAUGGAUCAAUGGGGUUAUAUACAAGGAAGAAGUUUUGCAUUUUAUCGAAGCUGUAUCUCAAAACAUUUAACUCUUAGUCCCGACAUCCAAAUUGACGUGUGGAAAACCAAACAUAAAUGAAAAAACUCCAACAAAUAAGACAAAACAUACCAAUAAUGCAAUGGACUACUGAUACCUUUAAAGGCAGCUAACAUUGGGAUGAAAGCCACACUUGAUGAAACUAUAAAACUGGGAAUCACUAGCCCCGAUGAAAAGGUCACUAGUUCUAAUGUACCGUGAUCAUCAAGAAAAGGAUAUUAACAAUUUUAUACAGUGUUUUAUAACUCCGUAGUUGUAUGUGGAGAAAAUGAUGGUUUUUCAAAGCUACUGCUAUUGUCCUGGGUAUUUCAUAACAGAAUUAAAAACAGUGGAUUAGUGUUGUACAACUUUAUAACAUUGUUUUACAAUAAAUCACAAAAUAAAUUAA
Messenger RNA from Ostrea edulis (European flat oyster), 2460 nucleotides. RefSeq lists its product as uncharacterized. The coding region runs from base 291 to 2114 and encodes 607 amino acids. Lineage: Eukaryota; Metazoa; Mollusca; Bivalvia; Ostreida; Ostreidae. The transcript is spliced from 2 exons. The record is from RefSeq and is a predicted model, not a curated record.